CACAGCACUUCAUAUCAGACCUGACCAGAGCUGCAAAACCCUAACCAUGGCGGACGAAGAAGACGACUUCAUUAAUCCGAAUCAAUUACCCCAAAUCCCACCCCAAUCCUCAUUCCUGCUGAAGCUCAUGAGCAAGCGCCGCACCUGGGUGUUCCUCUUCGUCUCCGUCUACGCCGCCCUCCUCUCCCUCUCCUGGAACCUCCUCAAAUCCGCCCUCUCCCGCUACGAAGCUUCCCUAUCCUCCUCCUCCUCGGCGCUCUACGCCUCCGCCCUCCUAGGCCUCGCCUUCGGCGUCCUCUCCAUGGUCGCCGCCCUCGCCGUCGCCGUCCCCGCCACCGUCGUCACCUGGAUAACCGUCCUCGUCCUCCUCACCUUCUGCGGCAAGCCGCGGGAAGCUCUCGUCGUCGAGGGCAAAAAAUUGACGGCGGAGAUCACCGGCUCCGUCGUCCGCGUCCUCAUCAAGGAAGGUAAUGUCGUCGCCGCCGUCUGCGCCGUCCUCGGCUACUUCGCCCUCGUCCGCAACCGAUCGGACGCCGCCGCCGCCGAUUUUGACUAGCCGCCGGCGCCGGCGAUCUGAUCAUCAAUGAAUCAAUCCGUUUCAUUGUAUCAGUUUGCCUGAUUUAGCAAUGGAGACGACGAUGAUGAUGAUGAAAUUGAGGAAGAUGGAGUUACUACUGCACUAUGAUUUUGUAUCUCUUCUGUAAAGCCGUUUGAUCUCUUUGUCGAUUAGAAAAACUUGCAAUAAAAAACCCAACCAAUCCUAACCUAAAAACAACUCUCAUUCAUUCCUUGCUCCUCGAAAUUUUGUAAUUUGACGACCGGUUUCGAUCGACGUCGGGAGUUUGAACUAACGACCUUGUGACCAAAAAAUUGUCUUUGGAACAAUGCAUGAUCUUUGUCCAGUAUAAUAAUGCAGUUACUCUUCUUUAACGGUAGAUUUUACGUUACUCAAACAUAUUAUGUUCGAAUCGUAUUUAAUAAAAUUAAAUUUC
This is a messenger RNA of Andrographis paniculata, 992 nucleotides long. RefSeq lists its product as uncharacterized. The coding region runs from base 47 to 556 and encodes 169 amino acids. The record is from RefSeq and is a predicted model, not a curated record. NCBI's taxonomy places the organism in Eukaryota, Viridiplantae, Streptophyta, Magnoliopsida, Lamiales, Acanthaceae. The transcript is spliced from 2 exons.